CGGGAGUGAAGUCUCGCGAUAAGAGGCCGUUGCCGUAGCGGAGCCCUCUGGCAGUGUGUGUGAGGACUCAGUGCUGGAGCCGUGGACGGUUUGUCCAGCCCGUUAGUGCUCCCGCCGAGACUCACGCCGCCGUCAUGUCCCGCUACCUGCGUCCCCCCAACACGUCUCUGUUCGUGAGGAAUGUGGCCGACGACACCCGGUCUGAAGAUUUACGACGAGAGUUUGGUCGUUAUGGUCCUAUAGUUGAUGUGUAUGUUCCGCUUGAUUUCUACACUCGCCGUCCACGAGGAUUUGCUUAUGUCCAAUUUGAAGAUGUUCGUGAUGCUGAAGAUGCUUUACAUAAUUUGGACCGAAAAUGGAUUUGUGGUCGCCAAAUUGAAAUACAGUUUGCACAGGGAGAUCGGAAGACUCCAAAUCAGAUGAAAGCCAAGGAAGGGAGGAAUGUGUACAGUUCUUCACGUUACGAUGAUUAUGACAGAUACAGGCGUUCUAGAAGCCGAAGUUAUGAAAGAAGGAGAUCAAGAAGUCGGUCCUUUGAUUACAACUAUAGAAGAUCCUAUAGUCCUAGAAAUAGACCGACCGGAAGACCACGGCGUAGCAGAAGCCAUUCCGACAAUGAUAGAUUCAAACACCGAAAUCGAUCUUUUUCAAGAUCUAAAUCCAAUUCAAGAUCACGGUCCAAGUCCCAGCCCAAGAAAGAAAUGAAGGCUAAAUCACGUUCUAGGUCUGCAUCUCACACCAAAACUAGAGGCACCUCUAAAACAGAUUCCAAAACACAUUAUAAGUCUGGCUCAAGAUAUGAAAAGGAACCAAGGAAAAAAGAACCACCUAGAUCCAAAUCUCAGUCAAGAUCACAGUCUAGGUCUAGGUCAAAAUCUAGAUCAAGGUCUUGGACUAGUCCCAAGUCCAGUGGCCACUGAUAGUAUAAACCAUGAUAUUUUAGGCAUGUAUCAUUCAUUUACUCAUAGUUUGGUUUACUUAAAUUAUCAGGAAUACAAUGUUGCAAUGAUGCUUACAAAACACUUGUCAGUUUUCCCUGUACCAGGCAAUGGUUAUAAUUAAAGUGAUAUGCUGUUGAGAAGCCACUCUUAAGAGUCCAGUUUGUUUAAUGUUAUGGGCAGCUACCAAUUUGUGGUGUCUCUGUAUAUUUUUGUAAAGAUUCUCAUUUUUUAUGCUUGAAGUAUUGGUGGAAAGAUGUUGGUUGACCAUAAUUUGCAACAUUGUCUUAUUAAAAACAAACUCAUAUCCAUAUUUGGUAGACCUGUUAACCUAGAAAUAUAGCUUGCUAAUAAGAUAGAAUGAUACAAAAGUGAAGUUGUAGCCACAGUACACUGAGUGAUCAAACACAUUUAGGUUCAGGGUGGACCUUUUUGUCUUAAGAUGUUUAGGCCCGUGAAAAUAGUUAAUUUAUGACCCAGUGUGGAAUAGUUCUUUUCUUAACCCCACCAUCUUAGGGAGUAAUGCAACUGGAUUAAGUAGCAUUUCCAGGGAGAUUGAGUUUUUUAUUGAAACAUGGAGCCUUCACUGCUUUUUUCUAGUUUCUAAGAUUUGGAAUAUAUAAACAUCAGAAAAACUCACCUUAAAAUUUGAACAGGUCAUUGAUGACAAAUUUGAGGUGGAAAUGAUGCUCUUAUGUAGUUACUCUAAACUUGAAAGAACAUUGUUGACCAUAAUAGCUUAGUUUUUGCUGCUGUUAUAAACAAGUUAAUUGUUUCACAGUAAGUUUGUGUGUACAUAGUGUAGAAGAACUGCAUUUUGAUGCUUAUAGCACUUGUUGUAUGUGCAUUUGUAUCAAAAUUUGCCUUCCUCUUUAUGAAGGAGGCUUGUUCUUCACACCUGUUCAUUUAAUGUGAGGCAAAUUGAAAGACACUCCCAUUCUAGGUGAUUCUGUGGUGCCAUGAAAAAGAAUUGAUGGAUUAUCAAUGUGUAGUACCUGACUAAAAAUGAGGAAAAAAUUCCCUUUAACCAUUUUAUAAUUUCUAGCAUUUCUCUUGAGAGAUCGUUUUAGGGACAAUAAGUUACUUGAUGUGUCCAGUCUCAUUUCAGAAUAAAAGCUAGCAUCUUCAAAAUUUUUAGAUUGCUUGCUUGCCAGGUUAUAAGUAAGAAAUAUUGUGGGAAAACGACUCCUUUUAGAGGAUUGCUUUUUUCAAUUUUGCUUUUAGUAAUAUAGGCCUUGCCUGUAAAGAACAAAAGGUGGUUUUUAAAUACUGUUUGUGGAAUGUGUUUAAAGGUUGAUUCUAGGACCUUUGUAUAUUUGAUAGUAUUUCUAACUCUCAUUUCUUUACUGUUUUGCAGUUAAUGUUCAUGUUCUGCUAUGCAAUCAUUUAUAUGCACGUUUCUUUAAUUUUUUAGAUUUUCCUGGAUGUAUAGUUUAAACAACAAAAAAAAAGUCUAUUUAAAACUGUAGCAGUAGUUUGCAGUUCUAGCAAAGAGGAAAGUUGUGGGGUUAAACUGUAUUUUCUUUCUUAUAGAAGCUUCUAAAAAGGUAUUUUUAUAUGUUCUUUUUAACUAAUAUUGUGUACAACCUUUAAAACAUCAAUGUUUGGAUCAAAAUAAGACCCAGUUUAUUUUCUGCUUGCUGUAAAUGAAGCAAACAUGCUAUAAUAAAAACAAAAUGAAGGAAAUAAUGAUUAACUGGAAUUAUUAUAGUUUAUAAUGAGAUCCUAAAAUAACAUGGAAUCUUUUGUAGAUUGAGGAAUAGUUUUAAUCAGUGUUUCACUAGGCACAACGAACUUUUACUUUGGAAAUGAAUAGAACUUACCAGUAAGGUACAUCUUUUACAUGGUACUUAAAAAUUCCUUAUGUAAUGUCAAAGCCCCUUGGGUUAAAUAACUUAAGAGGUUAUUACAAUAGUAGUGUUAAGAUAUGCAUUAAAGUGAAAUUUGGUCAGCUGAUUAGAAGUUUAUUGGGUAGACCAAUAAUUCUGCUCUUCCCAGUCCUAAACAAGAUAUGUUAGGUCUUGUGUUUAUGGCAUGGUUUAAAAUGCUUUUGCAUUGAAUUUGAUAAGCAAUUAAUAAGUGAUAACUGGGGAGCUGGUUUAGGUUUUUGAAUUCCAGCUACUAAAUAAUGGCAACCAUUAUAGCUGAUAGUUAUUGAGUAUUUAUGAUGUGCCAGACACUGUUCUAAACCCUAUUAGAUAAGAUACUUUUAUUUUCCCUAUAUCACAGAUAAGGAAAUUGAGGCACAAAGAAAGGGCCAGAUUAUUGAGUCCAAACCUGGUCCUCUUGUGGUUUGGUGAUUGUUUUUUUGUUUUGUGGGUUUUUUUUUGUGUGUUUUUUUUUAAUGGAUUACAAUUUGAGAAAAGUACAUUGAGGAGAUGAUUCUCAAUCUCUAGAAUUAAAAGACCUUGUAUUUUCUUUUUCUUUUUUUUUCUUCUUUUUUUUUACUUGUGUCUCUUAUUUUUAGACUCGUCUGUGUUAUUUCUGAAAUAAAAUAUGUAACAGAGCUUCCAAAGGACUAUAUUAUAGUUGAACCCAUAAGAGUUAGGAUCCUACUGAUACUGAUGAGGAUCCUUAUACAGUGCUUUAAUUUUGGGUUACAUACUUGAGUUACAUAAUUAUUGAGUACCCACUGUGUGUCUGGCACUGCUUAAUAUAUUAAACCAUCAAGACUCAAGUGAGGGAUGACACUUCACCUCUCUUUACAUUUUGUUUUAAGCCAAAUAAGCAAGAAGAGAAAUGACAGAUAAUGCCUCAGUGAGAAAGAAAAGGUGUGCUACUUAGUGUAUGAGCUAUUAAGGUAUAACCCUGGGAACUAUUGUACUGUUCUCUUGAAAAUCUGGCCCAGUAAGCUGCUACAUCCAGUUCAACUAACAAAAUCCUGUAUACCACAGAGAAGAAUAAAGAAAACCAAACUGACAAACAUCCUUCUUUUAUUUAAGACCAAACUGCAGCUGGAAUACCCAGUACAGUUCUGCUUACUACACUUCAAGAAAGAUCUGAGAAAAGCGGAAAAAGAACCAAAGAAGGGCAGUUCAAGCGACCAAAGGGUGGGUGGAAGGUGCUGCAGUAUGAAUACUGUGUGAAUAUUUUGACUCUGGUCUGAAAAGAUAAAAGAAUGUUAUUGAAACUACAUGGAAUAAUUGAAGUCCCUUCAAGUUUGGAAGUAAGCAUUUUAGGACAAAUAAAAGGAAAUUCAGCUUUGUACUUGUGGAAACUAAUCCCUAAAUCUGAGUAGGUUUAUAUUUGAUUCAUGGAUAACAGGUCCAUAAUAAAUUACUGGAAACUAGGAUGUCUCAAUAUCACGGUAGACAGCCAUAAGUCUCCUACAGUGCUGCUUUUGGUCUGUCUGAAACAAUUGGGUGAGAAAAGGCAUGGUCCAAUUUAAACUUUUUCUUGGUUCUCUCUUAAAGUCAGAUUCAUUUUUGCUAUUGGUAAAUAUUGCCUUUGUUCCAGUGCCAGUGUUUCACUGUUUAAUGGUUUGCUUUGUUGGCAUCUGAGUUUAUUUACCUGUAUGCCAUGUGCAGUUUACAUCUUCCUUAAACACUAUUCCCAGGUAAAUUCUAAUUAUAAUACUUGACAUCCAGUUAAGAGGUUCUACAUCUCACCUCUUUCUUAGCAUAUUCACAAACAUUUACUGAGCCCUUUACUAUAAGCAACAAUUGUACUGGAUAAUUGGGAGGAAAAAUAGAUUUAAAAUUCACUUAUUCAAUAAAUGUCUGAGCACAAUCUAGUGAAUGACAUUACAGAAUGGCCUCAUUGUUUUGAGGUGUAUUGUUUGACAAUAUUUUACACCAUAUCUUAAUGUAAUUAUAAAACCCAGUAUACUAUCAAAGAUAAGUAAUUUUGUGGUUACCUGACAUUAAAAAGUAUCUGGUAUUUCUGUUUGCAUCCCAUUAAUACAAAUAAUGAAAAAAUGAUGUUUUGAUCUGUAAUAAACUGAUUUAUUGUGCAGUGACUGUAAUAUACUAGAAUUAUAUUGUUUACUGCCUCCUCAAACACACAUUAGGAGAUAAUCCCCCCAAAAAGUAUUUCAUUUUGCAUUAGAUAUACAGGACACUGGGUGCUAUAAUUAGAUUAUUUUGAGGCAGAAAGAGAGCUGUUAUUCCAACUGACUUAGUAUGUUCUGUAACUGAGAAAAUGUUCGCCAAGUUAUACUUUUUAGUGAUUGACAUGUACAUUUUGUAGGGGACAUGUUCUGUGUAUAGUGAAUAAAUAACUUUUAUAGUAUCACAAAAUGUUUUGGAUUUCUUAGUUCCUUAUUAGGAUAUGAAGGCUAUUUGCCUAUAUAUUGAUUCCAUUGCUCUUAUUUUUGUCAUGUUUCUGCCACAUUUAAACUUAAUGUUAUUCAUCUAAAAAUAUGGGUUUUGUAAAGAUUUCAAAAAUAUAGCAGAACACACAACUAAGGGGAGGUAUGAACUGGAGGUUUAUGUAAGUUUUUCUAUUCUGAACUGGAGGUUAUUUUUACUCAUGUUAAAUUUUGAACUUGGCCAAGAUACAAUACAUAGAGAAUGGCAGAUUAACUGGAGUCCAUGAUUUUUUCAUUUAGUUCAUCUUUGUCACAGUUUUGCACUGUACUUUUCAACAAAUGGGAGCGUUUUAUAGCUUAAAAUUACCAGGGAAUCUAAGGUUCACUGAGGGAAGAUUUAUAAGAUAGGUUUAAUUGCAAAAAAGUAUUUUGUCACUCUUCUGAAUGGAAGUUGUUAAAUGUAACCCAAGCUCUCACAGCUGUUGUGACACACUUUUUCCAGGCUGGUUUCCCAAAUUUCAAUAUUAGAUUGCAUUUUUAUCAUAUUCCCAUUUACAAAAUCCUGAGAUAUUCUGAAAUAGGGGAGCUAUGACUUGAGACAGCAGAGGGGUAACUCAGGAAUAAUCUAAUGGCAUUCUGCUAAGAGCUAUUAAAGCCUUUAAGAAUCCCCAGAAAUAAACUUCUCAUUUAUAAAAAUGAAGUAAAAGCAACCCAUUUGUCUCAGCUGUUGACAUCCAUGAGAUAGGACUGGUUGCUAUGGAAAAGUUCUUCCUAGGGUUUUCACCCUUUGCCCCUUCUUCCAACGUUGUUAAUGUUUAGUGCUUUAUGUUUUGUAUUCCUAACCUUCAUUUCACCCUUAUAUUAAAGAUGGGAUUAUUUUUUGUUUGGAAUAAAAGCAAAGCAUGUUAAAUUCAUUUCAUUGAUAAUUGCCAGAGUAGUUUAAGUAAAAGGCCUAUGUGAAGUUUUUUAUGGAUCACAUCUCUUUGAAUAAUGGAGAAAUAAACUCGUCUAGGAGCCAAAAAAUAUUGGGGCUUUCUUUUGUGUGUAAGGUUUUAAGACAUACACUGUCCUUGUUUUGCUAAGUAAUUGCCUAUGAGAAAACAAAUACUAGAAAACUUGCCCCAAACCCCUCUGUUUCUUGCUACUUUGUGCUUGUUUUUAGGAAAGAGAACUUACCAGAAUUUAAAUGUAAGGGUAGGUUAAGGACUCAGAUUCCCGGUAUUAUACACUGCCAUCAAAAGAUAAAUGUAAAUGUUAACACGAUUGCCAUAAGACUCACAAUAUAGCUUUAAGUGUAUUUUGGUUUCUUCAAGUACUGUGAUUUGGGGAAUUCCUGUCACUGUAAGGCUAACCACAAUUUUAUGCCUUUCUAAAGUAUGUGAUGUUGAUAUCAUUCACCUUUUAGAUUACCUUAGCUGUUAAAACUUCCCAGCCCUCAAUCCUCUAUCAUUUCAGUCAUAAAAGCCAACACUAUUUUAUUUACGAGAAAGGGAGAAACAUUAGCUGCCUACAACGAGGGCACAUGUCCUGACCCAGAAUCAGGGAGACAUCUCAGCAUGGGAGAACACCCAAUCAAGCCAUGCCAGCCAAGGCAGGGCUACACUUUGAAAUUACAGGGUGGCAUUGGUUAAUAAGAUUCCAGGUUUCAGAUAUAUAGUUCUACAAUACACCCCCUGAAUGUAUUUUGUUUUUAAAUAUAUUUUUUAUUUUUGAGGUAGGGAAGGGAGAGAAACAUGGUUCAGCUGCCUCCUGCACACCAACUAGGGAUCAAGUUAGCAACCUCUUGGUGCCUGGGUUACUGCUCAACCAGACAUUAGCCAGACCACCCCCUGUAUAUUGUAUUGUGUUUACCACCCAAUUUACACCGCAUUUAAAUAUAUGCAAACCAUAAACUAUCAAAAGACAUCUAUGGUGAGAAUUGUUUGGUCCUAAAAGAAAAACUUGGCAAUACUUUAUAGAAGUUAAUUUCCUACAAAUUAUUUCCGUUUGUGAGAAUAUAAAUUUACAUAGCAUUGCUGUGCAAGUGUAGAAUUUAAAGGAUUCUCGUUCAUUUUAGGAAUUGUGCCUUAGAACAUAGAAUAGGGAAAUUUAAAUAAACCCGCUUUACUCAACUUGAUAGCAAACUAGGUAGCUUAUUCUGCCUGUAGCCUUUUGCUGUUAAGUCUUAAGUGGUGGGAGGAGGGGGAUGUCUCAAAAGUAAUUAAAACCAAACCUGAUCCUCAGUUGGGUUAUGUGCACUCUAAGAAUAAGUAGUAGGCAGUCAUAGCAAUAUUUUAUAAAGUAAAAAAGGCACUGGGUAGAAAAAGCAGUUUUAUUUUUAAUUCAGUGUUUCAAAUUCAUAUAUGCACAUUUAGGAACAAGCAGUUUGUCUUUAGGAUGAGUUGGGCAACAUUAGCUUGCCUUAAUUUAUUUGGAUACACACAACUUGGUCAUUCUGCCUGAAAAU
Molecule: messenger RNA, 7633 nt
Organism: Pipistrellus kuhlii (Kuhl's pipistrelle)
Lineage: Eukaryota; Metazoa; Chordata; Mammalia; Chiroptera; Vespertilionidae
Gene: SRSF10
Product: serine and arginine rich splicing factor 10
Exons: 6
Coding region: 135-920 (261 amino acids)
Molecular function (GO): RNA binding
Source: RefSeq, a predicted model, not a curated record